AUGGAUGCAACAAAUCUCAAGUUUGCCCCUUAUCCAUUUGAUGACGAACAAGCCGACCUCAUCCUACGCACAUCGGAUGGCGUUCACUUCCGCAUCCAUAAAAUCAUACUCUCGCUCACCUCACGCGUCUUCAAGGACAUGCUCUCUCUCCCGCCCGCGGAUGCCUCGACCGACGGAUCUGCGGACGAGAUGUUCAACGGACUGCACAUCGUACCAGUUGCAGAAAACGCAAGCGCACUUGAUCUUGCUCUACGGUUCCUAUACCCCCUACCAUCCCCCGCAGUCACACUCGCAAAUAUGGCGACUCUCCUUGAAUUCUCGAACAAAUAUGAAGUGCAAUUCCACGAUUUCCAGUUUGCGCAAUGUCUUCGCGAGGAGAUUCCCAAUGACGCCGUGGGGGUCUACAUUCUCGCUCACUCGUACAAUAUCGUCGACGUCGCGAGGCAAGCGGCUGCGGCGACUUGUCGGCUUCACCUGCGCUCCAUUGACUCGCCCCUCCUCUGCCACAUCACAGCGUCUCAGUACCGCAAACUCUUUCUAUGGCGCUAUGAUGCUGGCUUGGCACUCGAGAAGAUUACCGCCUCAAAUUCUUGGUACAUCAAAACACCGGGGUGUGUUUUCGCCUCCAAGUCCCCUUGUCAAACCUGCUAUACGUCGGUGAGCCUUGGGUGGUACAUGCACAAAAGCUUCUCGGAGUACUUGGUUCAUAUCCGCGAGGCAUUCGCGCAGGGAGCUGGGUCUGCCUGCAUACUGAACGAUGUGAACUCGUAUGCCAGGGCGAGCCAAUACUGUGGCACCACAGCUGCCCGAUGCAGCGCUGGAGCUUUACCUUCAACGGCAUUGCGACCGCUUGCGGAAGCUUUAGCCACUGCUGCCGCCCGGUUCUGCUCCGAGAUGAGCUCGCCACUCUGA
Molecule: messenger RNA, 912 nt
Organism: Peniophora sp. CBMAI 1063
Lineage: Eukaryota; Fungi; Basidiomycota; Agaricomycetes; Russulales; Peniophoraceae
Source: the annotation of a GenBank genome assembly